CAUGUCAAGCAAAUACUUUGGCAUCUUUCAUGCAUUCUUUUUUUUGCAUGCGUUGAAUGUUUAAUUUGCAAUAGAGAGCAAUUGUAAUUGUGCUGUAUUUAUUUAAGACAUGUCAAACACUUAAAAUGUCCUUAAAAUUACAGUUAGGAGCUACGUGUCUGUCACUUGCAUUCUUUAUUAUUUUUUUCUAAAGAUUAAAUGAAAAUACUGAAUAAAGUGAAACUUUUGAUCUUAUUUACUAGAAUCACUUUUAGACCAAUAAGCUUACAUUUUGGUUUAAUAAAUAAAUACACUGAAAGAACGUGAAUUACCAGUUAGAAUUCAAGUUAAAAUUAAAGAGGCAUUUGUGACAAAAAAUGAGCUCAAACGGUGCAACAUGGAGGCCACGUGUGUCUGAAGUGCUUAUGUGCAUGAAUGUGGUGUUACUCUUCAGCUUUGUAGGCAGACACAUGCUCCGGAUGGACAGCGCCUCCAGCUCCGGGGUGGUGGUGGAUGACAGCCCUACGUCCAGCCCGAGCUCCAGUCCCAGUCCGGACGGGCGUCGCCGGGAGCUCCAGCGGGCCGGCAGGGUGUUGCAGAGCGGCGGUCUCGGCGGCAGAGGACGGCCGGCAGCAGCCAACGCGGCGCGGGAGAGGAGCCGCGUGCAGACCCUGAGGACCGCGUUCCUGGAGCUCCAGAGGACUUUGCCGUCCGUGCCACCAGACACCAAGCUGUCCAAACUAGACGUGUUGAUACUGGCCACCACCUAUAUUGCCCAUUUGACUCGAACACUGCAGGAGGAAGGAGCAGAGGAGGGAGAGAGUGCAAAACAAACAGAAGCGUUACACUCUUUAAAGGGAGAAGGCUACCUGCACCCUGUCAAGAAAUGGCCUAUGCGAUCCAGACUCUACGUUGGAGCAUCUGGACAGUUCCUCAACACAAGUCCUUCAGAGUCAGAGAACCAAGGCCCUUCAUCCUCCAGCUCUCAGUAACAACAGGCUCUCAUCAUUUGUAUGACAUGAUUUUCUAUUUGCAUGAGUCCAUGCUGUGUACUGUUGCCUUAUGAUUGUAGAACAAUUAGACAAUGUGACUUCCACUAAAGCCCUGGCAAAAGGAAGACGUUGUAAAUUAAUAUAUUAAUUUUAUUGUAAAGAUUUUGAGGAUGUUUCUCUGUUGUUGUUUUGGGUCAAUCCUUGUUUGCCCUGCAUUGUGCAGCUCCAUACAUGUCCCAGGUAUGAUAUUUGUAAAUUCCACGGGCUAACGAGCCCGUCAUGCUUGAGGUGUGCACUUUGAGUUGAGACUUUUUGCACUAAAUGCAUGUGUGAAUAACUCGACAUCUGUCAUGUGAAGUGGUCUGUCAAAGAGUCAACAAUGGAGGCUCUCGGUCUCAUGUUCCUCCG
This is a messenger RNA of Cheilinus undulatus (humphead wrasse), 1379 nucleotides long. Its product is annotated as transcription factor 24-like. Gene Ontology annotation, biological process: developmental process; regulation of transcription by RNA polymerase II. The record is from RefSeq and is a predicted model, not a curated record. NCBI's taxonomy places the organism in Eukaryota, Metazoa, Chordata, Actinopteri, Labriformes, Labridae. Bases 357 to 971 code for a protein of 204 amino acids. The transcript has 2 exons. Gene Ontology annotation, molecular function: protein dimerization activity; RNA polymerase II transcription regulatory region sequence-specific DNA binding; DNA-binding transcription factor activity, RNA polymerase II-specific.